Messenger RNA from Staurois parvus, 392 nucleotides. The record is from the annotation of a GenBank genome assembly. NCBI's taxonomy places the organism in Eukaryota, Metazoa, Chordata, Amphibia, Anura, Ranidae.
UUCUAUGGAGCAGCGGGUGUAAACGGAAUUUACAUCCGCUUGCAUCCGAUCCAAUCCUUGGGAUGGAAACGGACAACGAGCUGUGCCAGUGUGCUUACAUAGUGAAACACACACACACAGCACACAGUUAACCCAUUGAUCAUCCCAGAUGUUAACCCCUUCCUGCCCAGUGCCAUUAGUACAGUGUCAGUUCUUUUUAUUAGCACUGAUCACUGUAUUCAUGUCACUAGGGAUGUCAGUGACAGUUAGUUCCCCCCCAGUGUCAGAAUGCCCGCCGCAGUCCCGCUAUAAGUUGCUGAUCGCGGCUAUUACUAGUAUAAAACAAAAUAAAAUUCCAAUAUAUAUAACGCCAUUUGUAGACUCUAUAACUUUCAUGUAAACCAAUUAAUUUA